CGGGUCCUAUGACUUAUCAGGUGGUUGUUGAGCUGCAAGGAGGAGGAGGAGGGAGAAGAGAAUUAGAAAGUGUAUGUGUGAGUGAGUCAGGGGGGUUUUACUUGUAAUUUCUGGUGCAUCUGACCCUCAGCUGUGUGACCAGCCCUCAGACCUCUCCGGCUCGUCUCGGGCGUAUAUGAGCGUGAAAGCAGAAGCAGCAAGUAUCUGUCUGUGACUCUUUUUGUUAUUAUUUUGAGCAACGCUGUCACUCUCAGGAUGGCCGGAGGCUCGGUGUCUGAGUGCAAGGAAUACCUGUUCAAAGUUCUGGUGAUCGGGGAACUUGGUGUGGGCAAAACCAGCAUCAUCAAACGCUACGUCCACCAGCUUUUCUCGCAGCACUACAGGGCGACGAUCGGGGUCGACUUUGCGCUAAAAGUUAUCAACUGGGACAGCAAAACCCUGGUCAGGUUACAGCUGUGGGAUAUAGCAGGCCAGGAGCGAUUUGGGAACAUGACGCGGGUCUACUACAAAGAGGCUGUUGGGGCAUUUGUGGUGUUCGACGUGACGAGGGGCUCCACGUUUGAGGCCGUUUCGAAGUGGAAGCACGACCUGGACAGUAAGGUGAAGCUGGCUAACGGCAGCCCCAUCCCCUCAGUGCUGCUUGCUAACAAAUGCGACCAGAAGAAAGAGAACUCCAACAACACAGCCCUAAUGGACAAUUUCUGCAAAGAGACCGGCUUUUUGGGCUGGUUUGAAACAUCAGCUAAGGACAACAUCAAUGUGGAUGAGGCAGCACGUUUCCUGGUAGAGAAUAUCUUGGCUAACGACAAAGGUUUGCCUUACGAGGAGAGCAAUGGAGACCGGAUCAAACUGGACAACGACCCUGUGGCUGCUGAGAGCAAGUCAGGCUGCUGCUAACACUUAAUCCAUCCACAUUAACCAUCCGCCUUCUUUGGCAGGAUCCAUCGAGUGCGCCACAACUCUCUCUAUCGCAGCCUCGAAGAGGAAUAGGAAUGUUUUUGGCUCCUCAAAUCUCCAGGAACUUCUCUGAUGGCCAAUUGACCUGCACAUCCAAGUUUCUUGUAGCUGUUCAAAUGCUGUUUCAGGAUCUUUAUUGAUUUCUUUGUCCCAUCACCAGCCCUGAUUGUCCACCACCAACUAUUAACCCCACUCUGAAGUCCUGGACUGUGUCACACCUGAGAAGGGGUUUAAACUGAACAAAAAGCUGAGAUUCAAGCCUGGAAACAACCUGUAGCUUUUUAAUUACUUUAGUGUGCUUUCUCUAAGUAUCCUCUGUUGAUGUUGAUGCCACUGCGUCUGUGAAACUAGACAUUUUAGUGUUUUUCUGUCAUUCUUUAGUUAACAUAGAUCCAUGUUUAUGUCGCUGAAACAUUUGACACGCAGCGCAUCCUUGUUUAUGUCCCAACCUGUUCUCAAAUUAGACAACUGUGUAAAAAGUAAGCAAACGGGCAUCAUAGUUAAGUUUUAUCAUUUUUUUUUAAAUAUUUUAAAACUGCUAUCAAGAUUUGUUGUAUUUAUGCCAUAUUUUACCUGAAACAAGGUGCCGCAAUACACACUUUUUUUGGAUGGACAAUACAGUAUUUAUGUUUAAAAAAAAGAGAAGAAAAAAGAACUCUAAUGAUGGUACUAUGUGAGACAUUGAGAAACUUUUGUUUGAUUGUCUUUCCGUUGGUAUGAUAAUAUAAGUGUGAUUAACAGUAUGUAUCUUCAAAUUGAAUCAGACAGAGGACUAUAAUCUGUCGUGCCUUGGGUCGCUAAUCUGUUUAAGUAUACAGAAGAAAUGAGAAAGAAUUUUUUAAAACAUGUUUACAUGUGGAAAAUACUUAAAAUCUUUAAGACCAAAAUAGAAUAAACAUUUUAACAGA
Molecule: messenger RNA, 1865 nt
Organism: Amphiprion ocellaris (clown anemonefish)
Lineage: Eukaryota; Metazoa; Chordata; Actinopteri; Pomacentridae
Gene: rab32a
Product: RAB32a, member RAS oncogene family
Exons: 3
Coding region: 256-897 (213 amino acids)
Biological process (GO): vesicle-mediated transport
Cellular component (GO): trans-Golgi network; vesicle; Golgi apparatus
Molecular function (GO): GTP binding; GTPase activity
Source: RefSeq, a predicted model, not a curated record